Molecule: messenger RNA, 1722 nt
Organism: Geosmithia morbida
Lineage: Eukaryota; Fungi; Ascomycota; Sordariomycetes; Hypocreales; Bionectriaceae
Product: Fungal Zn(2)-Cys(6) binuclear cluster domain
Exons: 6
Coding region: 1-1722 (573 amino acids)
Biological process (GO): regulation of DNA-templated transcription
Cellular component (GO): nucleus
Molecular function (GO): DNA-binding transcription factor activity, RNA polymerase II-specific; zinc ion binding; RNA polymerase II transcription regulatory region sequence-specific DNA binding
Source: RefSeq, a predicted model, not a curated record
AUGGCUGACCGGAGAGAGAGCGACGACGGUGGCAAGCCGCCGACUGCCACGAACGGAGUCAAGGUCAAGCACGAGGCCACCGCCAGGCAUGACGACGAUCAGAACCAGCAGCAGCACAAGAGCCCCAAGAAGAGGCGCAAGGUCAACCAUGCUUGUGUAUAUUGCCGCAGAUCGGAGCGACCAUGCACGAGAUGUGUCAAGCGCAACAUUGGACAUUUAUGCCACGACGAGCCCCGCGAAGCCGACACCAAGAAACCCAAGCCGAACAUCAGCAGUAGCAGCAACGGUGCACCGGCGGUAGCGGUAGCGAAGCAGCGGGACGAUGCGAUGACCGCCGAUAACCCGUCCGACAUGGGCCGAAGCUCUGUAUCCAGCACCAUGGGUCCGCCCACAGGGUUCGAUCCGAGCGGAAGCAGGCCUGCAGCCUCCUCGUCGGGAUUCAACGGGCCUAUCGUAGGCCACAGGUCUACGCUGCCCCUCAUCCAGCAGCAGCAGCAACAGCAGCCGCCACCGGCCACCGUGCAGGGGAAUGCAAUGGGUGGUCAAGGCAUGGGAAGAAUGCUGACGGAGUUCCCGACAGUUGCCGGCUUCUCGGAUGCUUGGAUGACAGCGCAGACCUUUGGCGGUCUGAACAGCUAUAACCCCAACUACCUGAUUGCUCCGGAUGUGUCGCACGAGUUUAAUCUGCUCAACGACUUCCUCCACACUAGCCUCCUCGACGACAACGGUCUACCUUCGGACGAAGCGCAGCAGAGUCCCAUCUUUUCCCGAACCAUCGACACCGACAUGCUGUCCAACAAUAACAACAACAACAACUUUGGCGACAGCUCAUGGUCGCAGCAGCAGACGCAACAGCAGCAGCAGCAGCAGCAGCAGCAGCAGCAGCAGUCACAACGGCAACAGCUACAGCUACAACUACAGAAGCAGCAGCAGCAGCAGCAGCAGCAGCAGCAGCAGCAGCAAGCCUCGGGAUCUAUGAUGCCCCCACCCAAUAUGGACGGUAGGAUGCCAGGAAGCAGCGCCGCCGCUACCGCGACGGCCACCGAGAACAAGACGCGGGAAUACUACCUCCAGGCCGCCGACCCGGCGGGCAGCGACAACCCGGAGGAGCGCAUGGGCCGCCUCCUGCGCGCCAAAUACGACGCCGGCCUGCUCAAGCCCUUCAACUACAUCAACGGCUACGCCCGGCUUGGCAAGUACCUCGACGGGCACAUCGCCGCGUCGUCCAAGCAGAAGAUCCUGCGCACCAUCAACCAAUUCCGGCCAAAGUUCCGCGAGAAGGCUCAGGGCCUGACGGACAUGCAGCUCGUCUAUGUCGAGAUGUGGUUCGAGCGCCAGCUCAUGGAUUAUGACCGCGUCUUUGCCAGCAUGGCGGUGCCGGCCUGCUGCUGGCGGAGGACGGGGGAGAUCUUCAGGGGAAAUAAGGAGAUGGCUGAGCUCAUCGGGGUGCCUGUCGAUCGACUACGAGAUGGAAAGAUCGCAUUACACGAGAUCCUCACAGAAGAGUCCAUGGUCCGGUACUGGGAGGAAUUCGGCACGAUCGCCUUUGAUCCGGCUCACGAGACUCUCUUGACGGCCUGUUCGCUCAAGAACCCUAGUGACAUGUCAGACCACCCCAUCGUCAACUGCUGUUUUGCUUUCACCAUACGGAGGGACGAGCAUAAGUUACCGGCGCUCAUUGUGGGUAACUUUCUACCACAUGAUCCGCCCCCGCAAGGAUAG